Molecule: messenger RNA, 1332 nt
Organism: Pyricularia pennisetigena
Lineage: Eukaryota; Fungi; Ascomycota; Sordariomycetes; Magnaporthales; Pyriculariaceae
Exons: 1
Coding region: 1-1332 (443 amino acids)
Source: RefSeq, a predicted model, not a curated record
AUGAUGGGCUGGACCAUGCUGAAGUAUGACCAAGUCCUCGACCCAGUCUUGACCUGGCCGCACGCAACUAUGGAUGGUGCCGGGCUCAGUGAACUCUUGACGGCAUGGGCUUACACGCUUGCGGGCCUUUCGAAUCAAGUACCGCCCUGCCUGUCUUUGAGGUACGACCUCCUGAACGACCUCAUUUCAGAUGCUCCCGACAGGGUGCCGAUUAAAGAGGAAAUAUUUUUCGACUCGAGUAAAAUAGUAAAGUUCGCACUAAUGCGUAUCAUGUGGCUGGUGAUGCUCAUUAUCCGCGCGCUGUUCGCCGAAAAGCAGGAGUUGCGCAAUAUAUGGGUGCCGAAGCGCGUGAUAGAAAAGAUUCGGCAGGAGUCAUUGUCAGCUUUAGAGAUGGCAGACGAGCAGGGCAACGCCGGGUCAGGCGGACCUGUAAAGAACGGCAAGGAAUACGCACAUGACGCAUUCAUCCCCGGCGAUCUCGUUCCCGACCGCGAAUCGGGGCGGCCGUUUGUUAGCGAGAGUGAUGCCAUGAUUGCAUUUUUCACCAGAGCGGCGGCAAGAGCUUUGCCUCCCAAGUCUCGCCGCACUGUCAAUAUAUCCAUCAUUCUCAACAUCCGCGACCGCCUUCCGUCGUUGACAGCUCGACUGCCCAAGCCCGGUGUGUUCAUUUCCAACCUCACCAUGUCUGUACAAGCUUUGCUUCCCGCCCAAGCCGUGAUUCCCAAGGACCAAGGGGACCACACCGCGCGGGCGAAGUUUUCGUCCCUAGGCCUGACGGCGGCAUCGGUCCGGUCGAGCCUCCACGCCGGCUUGACAGAGCCUCAGCUUCGCGCUCUUGCCAAGGUGCAGCUGAAAGCAUACGCCUCCCGCCUCGUUGGGCUCCCCAUCAUCGGAGGCAUCGACUGCUUCCAGGUCACUUUUAGCAGUCUCAAAGUAGGACCAUUGUUCGAAAUGAACAUAUUCGCGCCAGCGGUUGUUGAAAAAGUUGAAAGGAAUGAACCAGCCGACAAAGGCAAAGUUGCGGAGGCGGUGCCCAGGGUAACGUCUCCAGCUACAAGCAAGACGAGCGGCAGCGUUAAUCAGAAAACCACAGCCAUGGCGCCUGUUGCUGCGGGUCAGGAAAAAAGGGCUAAUGCAUCUAUGGAGCCGCGCAAAGGUUGCACUCCGGUUGGAAUUUUGGUCAUUCCCAAGCACUCCUCUUUCAUGCUUGCCAAAAUGCAGCUAUUUAUUUUCGCGAGGGGGGAAAAUGGCGCCUGGGUUCAGGGUACACUGCAUCCUGAGCAUUGGAAGAUUGUAGAAAGGGAGCUGCGGGAAAUAGAUAGGCGGGGGUGA